Sus scrofa (pig) is the source of this 844-nucleotide messenger RNA. Lineage: Eukaryota; Metazoa; Chordata; Mammalia; Artiodactyla; Suidae. The record is from RefSeq and is a predicted model, not a curated record.
AUGUUACUUCAGCUGGCAAACAGAGCCAGACAAAAUCGAUUCGUCAGGCCAGUGGCUCUGCCUCGGACCCAAGCCAGGCUGAGUCCUGGGGCCUGGUGCACUGUGGCCGGCUGGGGCCUGGUGAGCCUGAGCAGGAGAACAGACACACUCCAGGAAGUGCAGCUCACAGUGCAGAGGGAUGGGGAGUGCCACCGACGCUUCAGAUUCUACAACGGCCGGAUAGAGAUGUGUGUGGGAGAUCCAAGGGAGAGAAAGUCCGCCUUCUUGGGGGACUCCGGAGGGCCCCUCGUGUGUGGCCGGGUGGCCCAGGGCAUUGUCUCCUAUGGAAACAGACAGGGGACACCCCCAGCAGUCUUCACCAGGGUUUCCAGCUUCCUGCCCUGGAUAAGGAGAACAAUGAGUCGCUUUCAACAGUGGGGCCAGGCUGAGAUCCCCCUGUGAUUGACUGUCCUUCUCUGGGGCACAGGCCGGCUCCAGGGCACUUCCAGAGGCUUAAUAAAUGUCCACAUCUAGAGUGGAAUAUCUGAUCUCUCAUUUGUUCAUUAAACAUGAUUUGGUACACAACCAGUGUAUGCCAGGCCACGUGUGAACCCCUCCAGGGAAAUGGGAUCACUUCCCCAGGACAAGGAAACCCCUGUCCCCACCGUCUUGGGGGUUAGAAUGAGCUUCCCUCCUCUGAGCCAUCCCUGCUUUGUUCCCCCUCCACCCACAGGCUGGAGAGUGAUGGAAGGACAGCUCCUCCACAGAGUAAAGCAUCUUAUUCUCCACUCUUCCAGAAACUCCUCGCUAGGUUUUUUGUUUUUUUGGUUUUUUUGGUAUUUCUUUUGUCUUUUUAGGUCCACAC